Messenger RNA from Scylla paramamosain (green mud crab), 5239 nucleotides. It is a transcript of the gene Rab3-GAP, whose product is annotated as rab3 GTPase-activating protein non-catalytic subunit-like. The record is from RefSeq and is a predicted model, not a curated record. Lineage: Eukaryota; Metazoa; Arthropoda; Malacostraca; Decapoda; Portunidae. Gene Ontology annotation, biological process: regulation of GTPase activity. The coding region runs from base 262 to 4524 and encodes 1420 amino acids. The transcript is spliced from 26 exons.
AUUUGAACGGUGAGAACAAUUUUGUACCCGUCCAAAUUACUCCAAAUUACUCCCGUCGUGCCAAAUCGCUCACGGAUUCAAAUUAUUCCUGGGAGAAAUUUUGACCCGGGAACGAUCUGGCACGACGACGUCACCAGCAACAACAACCUCGACGUCACAGUCAGCUGUUUCUUCUUACGCUCCAUAUUGUCAAGCAAACGUGCCCUGGUUUUACGUGUCUCUACUGUUGAUCCCCGCUGUUAAAUAACUGGAAGAGCAGAAAUGUCUUGUCUACUGGAGGAGGUUGCAGCUAUUGGCAGCCCAUCAGAGAUAGUGCAGUGGCUGUGUCCCCACUUGUAUCCUGGGCGAGGGCAUGGAUCCCCUGUGCCAGGAACAGGCUCCACCCACCUAACAGAUAUAGACUGGAGUGAAGAAUGGGAUGGGUGGAAUGAUAUUGACCAUGGUGGAGGAGGAAAAGGCUUGUCAGUUAACAAUGAAGAUGGUGGUUCCCUGAAGAGGUCCUCUCCAUCUUCCCCAUCUCCACAACCUGAAGCCUCAUGGCUUACAGAGUGCAUCACUGCCAUAUCUCCAACUUGUGACAUCAUGGCUAUUGGCUACAAGAACAGAUUGGCCAUUUUGUCCCGUCGGUGGGAAAACUUGGCAGAGGAGAAUGAGGGAAUGAAGCUUGUCACAACUUGGAGAGGCACAGUUGGAUAUACCCCUGAUGAUGAAAUUAGUGCUGUGCUGUGCCUGCCACUCAUUUCCCAAAAGCAGAGCAGCACAGGAGGGCCAGACUGGACCUGCAUCAUUGUUGGCUUCACCUCAGGAUAUGUCGCCAUGUAUACUGAGAAUGGCUUGGUGCUUCUGUCCCAGCAAUUUGAAGAGCAGAUGGUGCUGAGCCUGACCUGCCGCACACACCCAGCUGGGAGCCCACUGGUGCUGGCACAGGAUGGAACAGAGGAGCUGGUGAUGUUGUAUCCUCGUGCCAUCACAACUAUUGAUGGUUUUUCCCUGUUCCAGACUCUUCGGGGCUGUAGGAAUCAAGUUGCUAAAGCUGCUGCCAGUGGGGGUGACACAGUGACUGUACCUCCACUUGGUUACAAAAAAUGGGGGCUGGUGGACCAGGGAAUGGUGAAGGACUGUGUUGCUCCAGGCCUGUGUCCCCCAUCCAUCUACGACCACAUGGCUCAAGCAUCAGUUGCCAAAGGUUUCAGCCACACUGUUUUCACAGCAGUGCCGGCCACUUCCUUGCACAUUACAACAGGCCGAGGGCCAUUUGCAGGUUUCCUCACAGCACAUGAAGGUUCAGCUCCUCCCUUCAUGGCUGAUGUGGCUCGUCAUUAUGCUAGCAAGUUGAAAGAUGCCCUUGUCUCAGCUGCCAGUGGCUGGUUGUUUGGGAAAAGCAAGAAUAAAGAAACUGAUCCAUCAAAGAUGAAACCGAAAAUUGAACCAGCAACUCCCUUACCAUACAGAUGGUCCUUACCAGACAAGCCACGACUAGGUCUCUCCAUCAGUAUGAGCUCCAGCAGGCGCCUGGCUGCCAUAACAGAUGACUUGGGCCGUGUCACUCUUUUAGACGUGCAGAAAGGCAUUGCUGUCCGAAUGUGGAAAGGUUACCGUGAUGCUGACUGUGGCUGGGUGGAGGUGGAGGGUGAGUGGGGUGGCACCAAGCGCUGGGUUACCUUCCUGCUUAUCUAUGCUCCACGUCGAGGUCUGCUGGAGGUUUGGAUGCCACAGCAAGGACCCAGGGUGGCAGCCUUUAAUGUUCCUAAACAGUCAAAAUUAAUCUACACCCCCCACACUCUGCUUGGAGCCAACAGUGUGAGGGGUGUGCGGUGCAAAGUGUUUCCCGUCAUUUUCAUCACCCCUGAUGGUACAAUGAGUGAAGUGAACAUCCCCUUCCACCUUGCUCUGGGAGGGAAGACCAGUAAGCGUGCCCGAGACCUUCACCUCCUCAAGACCCUCAAGUCCCAUCUCAAAGGUGGCAGUGAGGAGGAGAUGUUGACUGUAAUGUCUGAGAUCAAAACAAUGACAGUGAGGAAGCAGGCUGUGCUGACCCUCAUCCUCUCACAGCAUCUUACUGUAUCACUGCUGCAGGGGCUUCUGGACCUUUUUCUGCCUAUCUACAGUGUAGAGGAAGAAGUAGAAGCUAGGGAGGAUAUUCACACGUUGGACCAUGAAAGCCGCCUGUUUGGGCAGCAAUUGGUGCGUCUGAGGCAGCUGCUGGAUCUGUACCUGGUGCUAAGCCAACUCCAUGCACCUCGAGAAGCCUCUCCUGAUCCUGAGGAUGAUGUGCUGGUGAUGGAUUUGGCAAAGAUUUUAGUGCUGACACCCAAGGAGAUAAUGGAUGUGAUAACAACAUGUGGCUGCAAUGAGCACUUCAAGAGAAGCAACACUAAAAAGGUAAAAUUUUCUGAUGGAGAGCUGGUCCUCAGUGUUGGUUCCUUCAUCCGAUGUUGGGAUGUGUCUGUUGGGGUGCUGGCCAGAGACAGAGGAACUUCAGCACUGCCUGUUGAUCUAAAAGGAGAUAUACAAGUGGAGAAGAAAAUUAGGCUAGGUGAAUUGCUCUAUGGAUGGCAGUGGCACAGAGAGAGCAUCAGGAAGUUCCAUCAAGUAGUGGAGAAAAGUGGAGCCAGUCCUGAGUCAUUGCUACACCUGGCUUUGGAGCAUUGGCUGCAGGGCCCCUCCCCAGACACUGUGGCCACUCUGCAUUUUGGCAUGGUGGUGCAUAUCUUGUCUUCCUUGGCAGAGAACAAAAUCCUGUGUGAUGUGAGUGAACAGAGUGCAUGGUGGAUUGCUGUGAGGGACAAGCUAGUGGCCUCUGAGCAGCCUUUCCAUGCCUACAUGGCUGCAUUGCUUUGCCGAGGUGUCCAUGCCACCCUGGAAACCAAAGCUUAUCAGAACAAGGAAGACAGUGCAAAAACAGGAAGAAGUAGAGAAGAAGACAAGGAGGGUUGGACACAACCCACAGCCAAGUUUAUGUCCCUGAAUGACUGGGAAGGUUUAUCGAUGGAAAUGGUAGAAUGGAAUUUAGUGCUCUGGCAACUUGGGUGUUUGCUGCCUCUGAAUAGACUCUUCUCUUGCCUGCCAUCAAAUGGACCUGAGAGGAAGUUGAAGCUAGAGGUGUCUGUCAAAAAUUUAUUAGAUAAGGGUAAAGGAUAUGUUGCUGAACUGGUAGCUAACUGGUUUAUUGGUUCUGGGAUACCCCUGUCAACCAUUAAAAAGAUACUAACAAGACAUGAUGAGCAGACAAGAAAGAAACAUCAAGUUGAUGCAGAAGAUGAGGAGGAGACCAAGGCUGUGCCAGAUGAUGAGACAUCUUGUGAAGAAAAAACAGAUGGUGAACUUGGUGAUCAUGAGGAAAUAUUCAAUUUACUGGAGAAGGUUGGGGAAAAGUUCCCUCACUCAGUGGCUGGUGACUCGGUGCUCACAAACAUGGCUUGGGAAUUGGCUGCUGCCUGGCACAAGAACCCAGAUGAUGUUGCCAAGUUGUCACAGGCUGUUGCUCACAUUGGAGAAAUAAAGAACUCCCAUAUCAGGCAUGGAGUUGCUGUGAUGAUAUGGGAGACAUGGGUCAGCAGGAGCAUCCAGUCUGCCUUGGGAUUGGUGGAAAAAGUUGGUCGCCUCCCCAAAGAUCGGUUGUGUCGUCGGGACCUUGGGCUUUGUGAACACAGCUUGGCACUAGUGUUCAAGGCAGCAUCAGAGCUAUUAGAACAAGUGCUGGAGGCUAAUGUAGUGUGUGAGGUGGAGAAGCCACUAGUGCUGAGUGCUGACAGGUUCUGGAUUGGUCAGGAAGGAUCACCUUCCUUGGUGGAGCUAACCAUCAUGCAAAAGAUGACUUGUUAUGAUCUUGUGUAUCAUCACCACCAGCUGCUUUCCGUCCUGUUCUUCAUUGCUCAUCACAACCUUAAGAACAUGAAGCCCCUGUCCUGUUUUGAUGGCAAGGGUCGUAGUGUUUUCUUCAAGCCACUUUCUACAAGUUGGACAUUUGAGGCUCAGGCUGAUCCCAGUGUGUCCAAAGCUCGAAUGUCCCUCAUGUGUAAGGUGAUCAGUACCACAGUAAAUGCCUUGCCAGAAAACACCAGUCCUUCACAGGGUAUUGCACCAAGUGUUCGACGAGCUCUUGAUCUGACCCGGGGAUGGAACAUGGCUGUUGAUCCUCUGAACCGGCAGUACAUCUGUGAACUGUAUAACUCAGGCUUUGACAAACAGGCAGAAGAGAUCAUACCUUUGGUUAGUGACCGAGCUUUGCUGGGUUCUCAGCUUGUUCUUCUCUCUGGCCAGCGGCUUCACCACCACCUAGCCACAUCUACACAUGCUGCCCACCACCAGGCCCUCACUUCCCCAGCCAUCACAGAGUGGCUCAAGACAUUGGACUCAGGAAGCUUGCGGUGUACAGGAGUAUCUCUGAAGCAGAGUCUGGAGCUGCUGAAUCAUGCUUUGCACUUGCUGGUUGAGGGAUCUCAGGAGUACCGAAUGGCCACUGCCCUCCACCAGACCUUCUCAGCUUUCAUUCAGGAUGAGGAGGCUGAUUUACCCACCUAGCAGAACCUGUAAACUGUAGCAUUUAAUAUUGUUAUUUAUGUUAUUGGAGUUCAGUAUAUACUAAUGUUAGAAAAUAAUGGGAAAAUGUCUAUUUAGUAUAGAAAUAAAAAGAAACCUUGUAUAAAAAUCAAAGGCAGCCUUGAAGAUACAGGGCCCUUUAAUUGCUUUACUCUAAUUUUCUUGUUAAGAGUUCAGCAAUAUGGUUAGCAAAUGAAAAGCAGGCAUAAACAAAAUAAAAAUACAUAAUUGUAAUACACGCACUACUUUUUCUGAUUUAUUUGUAAUGGUUGUCAAAAUCAGAAUCAUUCAUUUCAUUUCAAGGUUUGGUAUAAUGUCUCUUGAAAGCUACAAGAACCACACCAAGAUGACAAAUCAUCUUUUUAUCUCUCCACAAGUAUGAAUAGUCAAAUCUUGUGUAUAUUCAACAUAUUAUUUCCCUCCUUUCUAAAAUAUGUUAUUGCAUAAAAAGAUAUUUAAUAGCUUUUAUAUGAAGUCUUGUAAUAAAGGUUAGUGUAUACUGAAUAAACAUACCUUUCAUUAUGGAUAUGGUCCAGGAUCAUUUUUUUUUUUUUGCCAUAAUUUUUCAAAGUAACAUUAAUUCUAACAUUUUGUGCCUCCUGCUGGAGAAGACUUGUUUUGAUUAAAUACAUAUAAAGCUUUAAUUAGUAAUAUGUACAUUUUUUAAAUAAUUGCCACAAUAUAUAGGAUUUAUAAA